AUACGUCCGAGACAAUGUCAAGUUAAUAGUUUUUGAAUACAAGUUACCAUGAAGACUUUGGGCCCACUAUUCUUCAUCCAUGCUGUCUCCCUAGCAACAGCUGGCAUAAUACCUUCGUCUAAUAUCAUCGAAGGCCCUAGCUCCAAAACAACACUAGUAGGCCCGGACGGUAGUGUUAUCACAUCAGUACAACAAGGUGCGAAAAUAGUGACUGAUGGACAUUCAGCUUUGGUAGCUGCUCCUGAUACAGAAGCAAUUUUAAAAGAAGCUGACCAUACCCCUGUUGUUCAACCUCUACUUACUCCAGUAGCUGAAGUUAAACAAUUUGUGCCUCAUGGUAUACCAGUACAAGUAAUUGGAGACUAUGUACCCACCCACACAGCAUAUUUAAAAUCAGAACCUUUACUUAGCCACCACGUUGGUACCAAAACUACAAUAUCAGAGCAUUCACAAUCAGUUGCUCAUCCAGUACCAUUAGUAAAAUCGCACUUAGCAGUUGAUGUUAGUCCAGUGAUUGAAGCCAAAGCCCACUUGGAGCCAAUAAUUGAAACUCAUGCUGUACCAGCUAUCGCAACUAAAACUACUAUAUAUGACUACUCACAAACAAAUUCCCACCCCACAGUUGUUAAAUCUAUAGAGCCUGUUCAUUUAUCAGAGCAAGCUCAUUAUGUUGCUCCAGCUAUUGCUGUGGAAGCUCGUCACGUAGCUCCAGCUGUAAGAAUAGAAGCCCAUCACGUAGCUCCAGUAGAAACGUAUCAUGUAGCUCAUGCUUUAGCAUCAGAAACUAAUCAUGCAACUCAAGUCGCAUUAGAAGCUCAUCAUCCAGCAUUAUCUGUAGAAACGUAUCAUGUAGCUCCAGCUUUUGCUGCACCUUUAGUUGAAUCUCAUCAUGUAGCUCCAGUUAUAACUAAACAAGUUCCUUCAGCAGUACCAGUUAUCGGCACAAAGACGACAAUUUCUGAACAAUCUCAAUCCAUAGUGCAUCCAGUAGAGGCUAAAGCCGUUAUUUCUGAAGCUGUACCAGUAGUUACAGCAAAUUUAGUCAAAGAACAGACUAUUCCAAUAGUUGCCCAUCAUGCCAUACCAGUUAUUGGUACGGAAACUAGAAUUUCUGAAAAUGCUCAAACUGUUGUAUCUCAUUCAUGGUAAAUUUGUUUCGGUUGGAACACGAAUUAAAUUUAAAUUUGUAAUGUUUUAUUAUUUUAAUUUAUUGAUAUGUAAAAUUUAAUGAGUUCUUUAUAAAAAAUUGCCUGUUUCUUUUCUGUGAUUUAGGAAUAUUAUUUU
Psylliodes chrysocephalus is the source of this 1284-nucleotide messenger RNA. NCBI's taxonomy places the organism in Eukaryota, Metazoa, Arthropoda, Insecta, Coleoptera, Chrysomelidae. The record is from the annotation of a GenBank genome assembly.